GCAUUUCACGUCUCGUCUCGGGUAGCGUGUGCACGCGUGCGCGUGGGACAAGUGAGGCUGUCAGAGCAGCACUGUUGCUCACUUGCAAGCCGAGCGGGAGAUGUUGUGAAGAUCCACGAGCAGAGAGGUUUGACAGUCACCAGAGAGUCACCACCACAUCAACCGCUCUCCUCCCAAGCCCGCGAGCCCUCCACCUGCACUCCUCCAGACAUCAUUGAAGACUUGGACAGCAAUUCUCGAAGGGGGUGUGAAUGUGUUUAUACGACUCUGAAGACCGAGAGUAUAGUGCUCCCCGCUUCCCAUAAAGAUGCAGCGUUGCAUGCGUGUGUGCUAAGAUUGAGAAGUGUAGACUGUGUAUGAGGGGGGGGGGGAAUCGUGCUGACCAGGCUAUGAGUGCAUCCCGCCUUUGGAUGCGAAGUUGAGCGACGGGAGCCAGAGCGGAGACUGACUGAGGAGUCACCAUGGGGCUUGGACAGUCCAGCAAGUGUCCCGUCACGGGUGACACCGACGACGUCAAUUUUGACCAUUUCCAGAUCCUCAGAGCAAUAGGAAAAGGAAGCUUUGGAAAGGUUUGCAUCGUGCAGAAGAAGGACACGAAGAAAAUGUACGCCAUGAAGUACAUGAACAAGUUGAAAUGCGUGGAGCGGAACGAAGUGAGGAACGUCCUGAAAGAGCUUCAGAUCAUGCAGAACCUGGAGCAUCCUUUCCUCGUCAACAUCUGGUAUUCCUUCCAGGAUGAGGAGGACAUGUUUAUGGUGGUGGAUUUGCUCCUCGGAGGAGACCUGCGCUAUCAUCUGCAGCAGAACGUCCAUUUUUCCGAGAGCACCGUCAAGCUGUACAUCUGCGAAUUGGCUUUGGCCCUGGGAUACCUGCGCUCCAAGCACAUUAUACACAGAGACAUCAAGCCUGACAACAUACUCCUGGAUGAACACGGUCACGUCCAUCUAACUGACUUCAACAUUGCAGCCAUUGUGAAAGAUGACCUCAAGGCAACAUCCAUUGCAGGGACCAAACCAUACAUGGCCCCGGAGCUAUUUCAGAUCUUUGAAGGCUCCCAUCCCGGUUACUCCUUCUCGGUGGAUUGGUGGUCAUUGGGCAUCACGGCGUACGAGCUGCUCAGAGGGCAGAGGCCGUACGUGAUGAGGUCCAGCACCCCGACCAAUGAAAUCCUUCACACCUUCCACAAGGUCCACCUCAGCUUCCCAUCAGCGUGGUCCUCAGAGAUGAAGUCACUUCUAAGAAAGUUGCUGUGCAUAGACGUCCACAAGCGCAUUUCCUGUCUGGCAGAGCUGCAGGAUCUGGACUACAUGUCAAACGUCAGCUGGGACACCGUGCUCAGCAAACAGACCCCUCCGGGUUUUAUUCCCAAUAAACGGCGACUAAACUGUGAUCCGACAUUUGAGCUGGAGGAGAUGAUCCUGGAGUCCAAACCUCUUCACAAAAAGAAAAAAAGGCUGGCGAGAAAGACCAGGGACCACGGCUCUGAUGGGUCACCUCAGAACGGUCAGUUGCAGCAACGGUUGGAUAACGUCCAGAGAGACUUUAUCAUCUUCAACAGGGAAAAGUCCAAGAAAGCAGCAGUGGAUUCGGACUCAACUGAACUGUCCAAAUGUAACAAGAACAAAGCAAUCGAGGACGGUCAGAACAACAAUGUGGAACCUGUCUCGUUUUUAUCAGGAUAAGGCAACUGGACUGGAGUUCUCCCCCCAAUGCAGCCACCUUAUCCCUCUUAUCUCUCACCGUCGCUAGUAGAUCGGCACCGACUUGAUAGCGUCCCCGCAAGCGCAAUCACGCUGAUGUAAGCGGGCCGCUACGUUGCCUCAACUAACAUUGCAAAGACUUGACGAGUACCGGGUGAGAAAAUUGACUCUUUACGGAGAUUGCGGCAGGAUUUGUAUUUUUUUUUCCUUUUCCUGACCUUGAAGAUCUUUGAGUGUAUGUAAGGUAAGCGACAUGACUGGUCAAAUGUGUAAAUGUUCCGCUUUUGACCUCACACACACACACACACACACACACACACACACACACA
Messenger RNA from Hippocampus comes (tiger tail seahorse), 2029 nucleotides. RefSeq names its product serine/threonine kinase 32A (gene stk32a). Gene Ontology annotation, biological process: regulation of signal transduction; G protein-coupled receptor signaling pathway; protein phosphorylation. Lineage: Eukaryota; Metazoa; Chordata; Actinopteri; Syngnathiformes; Syngnathidae. The record is from RefSeq and is a predicted model, not a curated record. Gene Ontology annotation, molecular function: G protein-coupled receptor binding; ATP binding; G protein-coupled receptor kinase activity. The transcript is spliced from 13 exons. The coding region runs from base 462 to 1682 and encodes 406 amino acids.